ACAGACUGCGGAACGAACCUUCGCUGUCGAGGAUUGGGUGGUGGCCGUUUGUCCGCCGGUGGCGUGACGAAUACGUGUUUAAUUUCUGUUCUGGACGUUUUGACCAGGUUAACUGGCAAAAACUAAGCCGCCAUCAUGCCGAAGUCGGUGAACAUCCGCGUGACGACGAUGGACGCCGAGCUGGAGUUCGCCAUCCAGCAGAGCACCACCGGCAAGCAGCUUUUCGACCAGGUGGUGAAGACCAUCGGCCUGCGCGAGAUCUGGUUCUUCGGCCUGCAGUACGUCGACAGCAAGGGCUACACCACCUGGCUCAAGCUCAACAAGAAGGUGACGAGCCAGGACAUCAAGAAGGAGACGCCGCUACAGUUCAAGUUCCGCGCCAAGUUCUACCCGGAGGACGUGGCUGAGGAAAUCAUCCAGGACAUCACGCUGAAACUCUUCUACCUGCAAGUGAAGAAUGCCAUCCUGUCCGAUGAGGUGUACUGUCCGCCGGAGACAUCGGUCCUGCUCGCGUCGUACGCCGUCCAGGCCAAAUACGGCGACUACAGCGACGAACAGCACGAGAAGGGCUUCCUCUCGAACGACCGCCUCCUGCCGCAGAGCGACGACCCUCCGGACCUGCCGUCGUGGGAGCGCGAGCGGCUGCUGUCGUGCAGGGUCAUGGACCAGCACAAGCUGACGCGCGAGGAGUGGGAGGACCGCAUUACCAACUGGUACAAGGAGCACCGCGGCAUGCUGCGCGAGGACGCCAUGAUGGAGUACCUGAAGCUGGGCCAGGAUCUCGAGAUGUACGGCGUCAACUACUUCGACAUCAAGAACAAGAAGGGCACUGACCUCUGGCUGGGCGUGGACGCGCUCGGCCUCAACAUCUACGAGAAGGAGGACAAGCUGACGCCCAAGAUCGGCUUCCCCUGGUCGGAAAUCCGCAACAUCAGCUUCAAUGACCGCAAGUUCACCAUUAAGCCGAUCGACAAGAAGUCGCCGGACUUCAUCUUCUUCGCGCCGCGGCUGCGGAUCAACAAGCGCAUCCUGGCGCUGUGCAUGGGCAACCACGAGCUGUACAUGCGCCGCCGGAAGCCGGAUACCAUUGAGGUGCAGCAGAUGAAGGCGCAGGCCAAGGAGGAGAAGCUGGCCCGCCAGACGGAGCGGCAGAAGCUGCAGCGCGAGAUCGCCGCCCGCGAGGAGGCCGAGCGCAAGCAGCGCCAGUAUGAGGACCGGCUCAAGAACAUGCAGGAGGAGAUGCAGCGGCGCCAGCAGGAGCUGCAGGACGCCCAGGAGACGAUCCGCCGGCUGGAGGAGCAGCUGCGCGCCCUGCAGGCCGCCAAGGAGCAGCUCGAGAGCAAACAGAACGAGCUGCAGGCCAUGAUGGUGCGCCUGGAGGAAGCCAAGGAGAUGGAGGCGGCCGAGAAGGCCAAGCUGGAGGAGGAGAUCCGCGCGAAGCAGGAGGAGGUCCAGGCCAUCAGCGCCGAGGUGCAGAGCAAGGACGAGGAGACGCGCCGACUGCAGCAGGAGGUCGAGGACGCGCGCGUCAAGCAGCAGGAGGCCGCCGCCGCGCUGCUGGCCGCUUCCACGCCGCAGCACCACCACGUGCACGACCACGACGAGGACGAGAACGACGAGCUGGUGGCCAACGGCGACAUCUCGCGCGAGCUGGCCGGCGAGGACGACGGCAGCUUCGAGGACCCGGUCAACGAGCGUCGCACGGCCACCGAGAAGAACGAGCGACUCCAGGAGCAGCUGCUGGCUCUGAAGGACCAACUGGCCGAGACCCGUGACGACAGCAAGGAGACCCAGAUGGACAAGCUGCACAAGGAGAACGUGAAGGAGGGCCGCGACAAGUACAAGACGCUGCGCGAGAUCCGCAAGGGCAACACCAAGCGGCGCGUCGACGCCUUCGAGAACAUGUAGACACGCGGGGACGUCCGGCCGGCCGGUGGCGGCGAUGCGGUGCGCUUCGCUCGCCGGCCGCGCUCGAGCGACGCCGUCGGACGCAGAGGAGGCCGCCUACUUAGCGGCCGCGCCGGUCGUCCGCGCGCCGCCCGGCCCCCCUCACGGCUCGGGUCGGCGUCAAACAGCGAGAGAGAGAGAGAGUGCGCGCACGAGAGACUGAGAGAGAGAGAGGGACGCGUGCGAGUGUGAGCGCCAACGGCAGCGCCUCCCUUCCGUCUUCUGGCCCUGUAGCGCCCGGCUUAGCGUACGUGCACGCCCUCAGAAAUUGCCGCUUCGCUCUGAACAGAGACUAAGAGGCCAACACCGGCCGCCCUUUUGUUUUGAGGUUUCUUUGCAAGCGAGCACGGCUCCGGCUUCGGCGAGGAUUUUUGAAGUCUGUAGCCGGCGUCUGUGUGUGAUGUGGUUACAUGUUACAGUGAUGUAUUUUCCAUUGGAGUUAUCUAAUCGUUAUAUAAAAAGUGCCUCCGGCCAGAGCGCCGGGCUUUGUAACGCGGGAAUAAAUGCUAUUUUGGAGAG
Messenger RNA from Pollicipes pollicipes, 2466 nucleotides. RefSeq names its product moesin. The record is from RefSeq and is a predicted model, not a curated record. NCBI's taxonomy places the organism in Eukaryota, Metazoa, Arthropoda, Thecostraca, Pollicipedomorpha, Pollicipedidae. Gene Ontology annotation, cellular component: cytoskeleton. The transcript is spliced from 10 exons. The coding region runs from base 136 to 1908 and encodes 590 amino acids. Gene Ontology annotation, molecular function: actin binding.